GCCGGCGAUGUGGACACACUGCUCCAGCAAACAGCUGUUGCGCUUGCACAAAACUGCAUUUAUUUUACUUAGCUAUUUACUAUAUUUAACCAAUUUCGAGAUGGCCGCCAACAUAGCCGCCGCAGCGGCAGCUGCACAAGAAGUCGACCCCGUGCUGAAGAAGGCCAUCAAGUUGCUGCACUCCAGCAAUCCCACCUCGGCGGCCGAACUGCGUCUGCUUUUCGACGAGGCAUUGAAAUCACGUUUUGGCCCCGAAAAGAGUUUGACCAACAACAUGAGCCCGCGAAUGCUGGAGGAUGAGGCCAACUUCCCGGGCCGGGCGGCCACGCCACCCCAGCAGCCCUUGAACGCGGACGAGAUCAUCAAUUUGACUAACUCGCCGGACAAGGAGCCCUCCGAUUCGGUGGACACCAUUGCGGACUCGGAUGAUGGUCUGAGUGCCGUGGGAAUAGUUAAUACCGGAGACACCGGCGACUUUGGCGACCUCAAUUGCUGUGUGUGCGGUGAAAUGGUCAUCAGGGCCACCAACCGGCUGAUCGAGUGCUCCAAGUGCGGGGCCAUGUACCACCAGGAGUGCCACAAGCCUCCUAUUACCAAGGAGGAGGCGGCCGAGGACCAGGAGCAGAACUGGCAGUGCGACACGUGCAGCAACAAGCCGACGACCAGCAGUGGCAGGGCCACAUCCUCAGCGGCGCCAGUGACGCCCACCGUUUUCAUUGCGGACGAGCCCAUGCCGCUGACCAGCAAGGCCAAGUCCUCGGCGGCCUCGUCGCGCUCCUCCAACUCGUCCAACUCCUCGUCGCCCUUCUACAGGCCGGAGCCCAGCAGCUCCACCAAUGCCAGCAGCAGUAGCAGCAGCAAGCACGGCCACAAGUCUUCCUCUUCGUCCUCGUCCAAGUCGCACAAGGAGGAGCGAACGUCCAAGACCUCGGCGGCGCCUUCACUUAGUGCCAUCGGCAGCCUGGAGAAGCACAGCAGCAGUGGCAGCGGCACCUCCUCCUCACGGCGCAGCAGCUCGAAGUCCAGCUCCAAGAGCAGUUCCACCAAGCACCACGAAAGCGGCAGCAGCAAGCGCAGAUCAAAGCAGUAAUUGGGAGCUCCACUCCAUAUGAUUAAGUAGAAAGUGUAAGCCAAAGUGAGAGAAAGAUAACAUUAAAUAUGGAUAUUUUAUUAAA
This is a messenger RNA of Drosophila suzukii, 1175 nucleotides long. It is a transcript of the gene IntS12, whose product is annotated as Integrator 12. Gene Ontology annotation, biological process: snRNA 3'-end processing. Gene Ontology annotation, cellular component: integrator complex. The record is from RefSeq and is a predicted model, not a curated record. Lineage: Eukaryota; Metazoa; Arthropoda; Insecta; Diptera; Drosophilidae.